AUGAAUCAAAGAAAGUAUGCUUUGGAGUUGAUUGCAGAGUCAGGGCUUGGUGGUGCCAAACCUGCUAGUACACCUUUGGAGACCAGUUCAAAGCUUACUUCUGUUGAGUUUGACAAUUUCAUGAACAAAGACUUUUCUAGUGAAAUUAAUGCAGAGGACAAAAAGCUAGAGAAUAAGGCUCAGGAAGACUUGAAGCCUAUUGUGACGCAGAUUGGGGGUGGAUGUUUGCAAACUAGAAGAUCUGUUACAGGAUAUGUAGUCAAGUUUGGUAAUGCAUUAAUAUCUUGGAAGUCAAAAAAGCAAGAGACAGUUGCCAGAAGCUUAGCAGAAGCAAAAUUUAGGAGUAUGCCAUCAACAGUUGCAGACAAAGCUGUAAUUCAGAUUGCAGCUAAUCCAAUAUUCCAUGAAAGAACCAAGCACAUUGAUAUCGAUUGUCACUUUGUGAGGGAAACAAUUAUGUAA
Nicotiana tabacum (common tobacco) is the source of this 462-nucleotide messenger RNA. Lineage: Eukaryota; Viridiplantae; Streptophyta; Magnoliopsida; Solanales; Solanaceae. The record is from RefSeq and is a predicted model, not a curated record.